This is a messenger RNA of Pelagomonas calceolata, 1353 nucleotides long. The record is from the annotation of a GenBank genome assembly. NCBI's taxonomy places the organism in Eukaryota, Pelagophyceae, Pelagomonadales, Pelagomonadaceae.
AUGACUGCUUUGAGGGCUCCACUGCAGCGCUGGAUGGUCUCAAUUAAACGCUGCAGCCGUUCGCGCUUUAAUUAGCCAAAAAAAGCUGAUUUUAAGGUGUGAAACCGAGUCUAGUGUCUUACAACGCUAGCUGGCUUGUUUCGCAAUAAUUAUUAUUGUGCGCGCUCUGCUAUGCACCUUAGUAUACGUGAGUCUACAGCGCACCAAUGCGAAUGCGAAGAAGUGCAUUGCUGGCAUCCCUAGUGGUGGGCUGGGCCUGGGUGCCGCCCAGCCACCACCACCGGACGCCUCAUGCGGUGCGCAAGCCGCUGAAAGCCGAAAACGACUACCUCGCGAGCCUCGCGAAGGCACCGCCGAAGCGCGGCCCGGGCCGACUGCGCCGCGCGUGGCGCCGGCUGCGCGGCGCGCCGGCCGCGCUCUCGUCGGACGAGGUGCUGCGGCUCGUUGUCCUCGGCCACGGACGCGCGGAGGCCGAGGCGAUGGCGCCGCGGCGGGCGCGGCGCCUGCUGGCCCGGGCCGCUGCCGCCGCGCCGGCCAAGGCCGCGCCCGCGCCGGCGGCACCAGCGCCGGCCAAGCCGCCGGCCGCACCAGCGCCGGCAGCACCGCCCGCCGCGCCGCCGCCGCCGCCCGUGGCAGCGCCGCUGGAAGCGGCGUUGCCACCGCCCGCCGCGCCGCCGCUGCCCGCCACGCCGCCGCCCGCGGCCGCGCCGCUGGAAGCGGCAGAGCCGCCGGCGGAGCCGUCGGACGCGCUGACCCCCGACGACAUCUUGCGGCUCGUCGUGCUCGGGCGGUCGCGCGCGGACGCCUUAGCAAUGGACCCGGUCGAGGCGCGCCGCGAGCUCGCUGCCGUCGCCGCCGCGCCUCCACCAGAGCCGCGCCUCGACGUCGCGGACGCGACGGACGAGGAGCUCUGGCGCCUCGCGCGGGCCGAGGUGGCUAUCCCAAGACCACCGCGCGACGACGACGAGGACGCCGUCUCUAAACAACUUGAGCGGUCGUGGCCGGACCUCGAUAAAUUUACGGACCUGCUCACGAAGGAGUCGCUCAAGCGGCUGGAGGUGCUCGGGCCCCAGUUCGCCGAGCCGCUCAAGACGGAAGCUAGAUGGCGGCGCAAGGCCUACGAGAGCUGGUUGAGGCUCGUCGACGGCAAAGGCGUGCUGCCGGGGCCGGCCGGCGACUUGGCGUAUGGCGAGGCUUUAUUUGAUCCGAACGGCGGCCUGCCCGCCGAGGCCUCGGAUGAGGCGAAGGCGGCCUUCGUGCGUCUGCGCGAAGAACGGGCGGAAUUAAGGGCAGCACGGAACGAGUUGAGGGACUGGGAGAAGAGGGCGCUCCCGGAUAAGUGAUGUUAGGCUA